Messenger RNA from Hansenula ciferrii, 8064 nucleotides. It is a transcript of the gene GCN1, whose product is annotated as Gcn1p. Gene Ontology annotation, biological process: cellular response to amino acid starvation; regulation of translation. Gene Ontology annotation, cellular component: cytosol. NCBI's taxonomy places the organism in Eukaryota, Fungi, Ascomycota, Saccharomycetes, Phaffomycetales, Wickerhamomycetaceae. The transcript has a single exon. Gene Ontology annotation, molecular function: protein kinase regulator activity. Bases 1 to 8064 code for a protein of 2687 amino acids. The record is from RefSeq and is a predicted model, not a curated record.
AUGUCUGGUGAAAGUAUUUCAUGGGAGCUGCUAUCUUCGUCUUUGGAGAAGGAUUUGUUUCUUUCUUCCUAUAAAGAUAGGAUCGCUGCUUUUCACAAAGUCGAGUCUUUCUUGUCUCAAUCGAGAGAAGGACAAGAAAAACCAAUUACAGAAAUACAAAGUCUAUUGUUAAGACAUUAUACCAAUUUGUUGGAUAAUAAAUCCAUAGAAUUAUCAACCAAUAUUUUAACACAAACUUUUCAAUUGAACAAAGAUUCACUUCCAAAAUUCUUGCAAGUUUUCAAUAAAUUUGUUACAAAGCAUAUAUGUGUUGCAUUUAAUGAUUUAGUUGUUUUAUCAAGCUGGGUUAAUUCAAUUUUAAUUAACUUUGCAAACGAUGAAAUUUUAUUUGAAAAGAUUGUCAAAGAAAUUGCUUCUACACAAUUAUUCAUUUUCGAAUCAUUAUACAAUCAAUUCACAAGUGAAGAUGAUAGACACAAAAACAGAAUAAGGAAAUCAAUUUUGAAAUCAACAAGAUCUGCAUUAUCUGCAUUAUCAUCAACACAAGUCUCUAAAUACAUCAAAUCAGCGACCACUUCAACCAGUCUACCUAUGGGUGCUAUAACAGUCUUAGGUUUGAUUUCAAAAAACGCUUCUCAACUUACUGAUGAAGAUAAGACUUCCGUUAAUGAAUAUUACAAAAAGAUCGUUUUGGCCAGUAAAACACCAUUGACAAAUGCUUCAGAUCUUGCGCCUUUUUUCAACAAAUUUUUGUCACAAGAUGAAUUUGAAAAGUCAUUACUUCCAAGUUUAGAAAGAUCAAUUUUGAGAUCUCCAGAUUUAGCACUUCCAUUAACAUCAAAUUUAUUAAAAUCUUUACCUUCAUCAUAUGACUUGCCAAAAUAUUUGACAGAGUCAAAAUUAUUAUCCCAAAUAACCUCAUCAUACAAAAGUUCCAAAGAAAAUGUUCGUGAAUUAGCAUUGGACCUUUAUAAGGUCAUUAUUGCUUAUGAAUCAACUGAAGAUGUUUUGCUAAAAGUUGCUGAUGAAUUUUUGAAAACUUUAAAAUCAUUAUCAGCUGCUGAACAAAAGGCCCUAGUUGCAGAAUCAUUAGCUUUGAUCCCAAUUAAAUUCGAAAAGGUUUCAUUAAAGGUUGCUUCAUCGUUGAUUGCAUUCGUCUCAAAAGAUCAAAAUGAAAUUUCAUUAAAUGAAUUAUUAACAGCUUUUUUCAAACACAUUUUGGUUCCUGUCAAGAAUGGUUGGGAGAUUCCAUCAGAUGCUAAAGCUACCGUUUUGAAAGGUUUGAAAGAUGCUAAAUUACAACUGAGAAGAUUAUGGGCUAUCAACUUGGGCUCUUCUAUAAAGAACUUAGAGAUCAAUGAACCAUUAACUCAACUUAUCACCGAAUUAUUCCCAGCUUUGGUCCAAGCAUCUGAAGAAGUUUUUUCCAAUCCAACUAAUAACAUCAAAGGUAUCAGUAUUCCAUAUGUUGUUUCAGUGAUCGCAAAUAGCAUUGAAAGUUUAGAAGGUGCUGAAUCUUUUAUUUCAAGAACUAUUACUGAAACUGAGAAACCAUCAGUCUUAUUGAAUCCAAGAGUUUAUUCAAAAUUCACUUCAGAAGAUGAAAAAUUAUGGUUUGUCGAAUCCCUUUUCAAUGUUACAAAAGCUUUCAAAGAAUCAAGUACAGCUUUAGGUAAAUCAUGGAUCACUUUUAUCUUAUCCAAAGAUUCAUCACCAGAGUUACGCCGUUUGAACUUUAAGCUUUUAGCAGAUGCUUAUGCCGUUAACCAACUUAUCAUUGGUGAUUCAGUCAUCAGUGCACUAUAUGAAGCUUUAGUCAAGAGCUCACAGUCUGAUGAAUAUAACUUCAAUUAUGUUUAUUCAUUCUCUACUAGAGUUCUUCAUGCUCUUUUCCAAAAUUCUAAGGAUGUUAUACAAGAUAUUUUGAUCCAACAUUUGAGUAAUACUGUUAUUGUUUCACAUCAUAAAUCAUUAGUUGAUACUGGAUUCUCUUGGAUCUCAUUGGUGCUCGGCUCUCAAAUUGACCCUGGUUUAAUCGUCAAGUUGAACCACAAAGAUCUAGUUUCUCAAAUUGCUGAUGUUUUGGCAACUAAUGAAGAAAGUAAACUCUCAAGUGGUAUCUACCAUGCUGCUGCCGCUGCUGCUUCUACUUUAGCAUUCAUUGAACCAUCAGCUGUUCCUUUGUUAUUGAAUGACUUGAUCGUUGACGGAUUAUCUUCAUCAAGAUUGAACAAGAUAUCUGAACAAGAACUUGCUAUUUACAAAGCUAAAGAAGGUGAAUUAGUUAUCAACGUUCUAGAAAACAAAAAGAAUGUUGUUGAAAACAAAAACACUAAAGACUAUGAAACUCGUAAAUGGGAAGAAAGUUUGAGAAAGGAAGUUUCAAAAAAACAACAAGCAACCAAGAAGUUAACUAAAGAAGAGCAAGCUAUUGUUAAUGAACAAUUAUCAAAAGAGUCAAAUAUUAGACAACGUAUUCAAGAAGUUCAAAAUAAUUUGUACCGUGGUAUCACAAUUAUUGAUGCAUUAUCUAAAAAUGUUGAACUUGUUGAUAAUGGUAAAUCAAUUUGGUAUGCUACUGCUGUUAAUAAACUUUUAGAAGUUUUAUCGCUCAACGUCACUGCUGAGCUUGUUGGCUACUUUCCAAUAGAAACAUUUUUAAACUUAUCAAAAGCAGUGUCCUCAAAAUUAGGUCCUUUGAGAUUUUUCUUGGGUGUUGCAACUUUAAGAGUUAACGAAGUUAAAAAUCCAGAAGAACGUUUGUCACAAGAAGAUUUAUUAGAAUUGAUCACCAGAUUAUUAUUCCGUGUUAAAUUCUUAUCUGAUCAACAGCCAUUUGACUAUUUCAGUUUGAUUUAUGCCUUACCAUUGUUGACCAAAGUUCUUGAAAGAGGUAAAGUUGUUGCUAUUCAAAAUUCAAAGAAACCUGCUACCAAGUCAGAGUUUGUUGAAGAAGAUAAAGAAGAAGAACAAUUACAUUUAGCUGUUGAAAUUAUUGGUACACAUGCAGAAUUGUUCAAGAAUACUACAAUUCCUCGUGAAAAUAUUAUCAAUGUUUUAUUAUCACUAUUACAACUUCCAUCUAAAGCUAAAUUAGCAAAAGAGUCCUUGUUAACUUUAUGUCAACAUAUUUCAGUUGAUUAUUCUGAAGCUGAUUUGAAUUUAUUCUUGGCUGGUACUCUUUCACCGGAAACUUUCGUUCGUAACACUGUGUUAGAAGCUUUGGAUCAAGAAUUUGAUUUAUCAGAUUUAUCAUACUCUAAUGAAAUCUGGAUUUCUUGUCAUGAUAAUGAUGAGAACAAUGCCGAAAUUGCAGCAACUAUUUGGGAGGAAAACAAACUAUCUGUCACUUUCGAUUCUAUCAAAUCAUUAUAUCCAUUUUUAGGUGUUGCUGAUAGUGGUUUACGUUAUUCAGUCGCUAGAGCAUUAUCCGAUGCUAUUCGCUUAACGGCCUUUGAAAAGGAUAUAUUCAGAUCAGUUGUUGAAGAAUUACAAAACUUGUAUGUUGAAAAAGCAACUCCUCCAGAGCCAUUACUUGAUGAGUUUGGUUUGGUUAUCAAAACUUCACAAGAACAAAAGGAUCCAUGGGAAGAUCGUAAUGGUAUUGCUACUACCUUUAAAUUCAUUGCUGAUUUAUUUGUGGAUGAACAACUUGUUGCUGACUUCAUCAACUUUAUCAUCAAUAAAAGAGCUUUGGGUGAUCAAGAAACACUUGUUGCUGAUGAAUUCAAAGAUGCUGCUAUUGAAAUUAUUGAUGCACACGGUGCUGGAACUGUUGAAACUUUAAUUCCAGUUUUUGAAUCUGCAUUAUCGGCUUCCAAGGGUACUGAUAAAUCUGAAGAAACAAUCAGAGAAAACGUUGUUGUCCUCUAUGGUACAUUAGCUAGACAUUUGUCAAGUAGUGACGCUCGUCUCAGUACAAUUGUUGACAGAUUACUUAAAACUUUGGAAACACCAUCAGAAAGGGUUCAAAAGGCUAUCUCAGAUGUUAUUGCACCAUUAGUUCACCUUUUCAAACCAAAAGUUGGUGGAUACAUCGAACAUUUGUUCAAAGUUCUUUUUGAAGCUAAGACUAAUCCUCGUAAACGUGGUGCUGCUUAUGGUAUUGCUGGUUUGGCAAAGGGUUAUGGUAUAAGUUCUUUAGCUGAAUUUGAUAUAAUUCGUAACUUGAGUGAUGCUGCUGAUGAUAAGAAAGAUCCAAAACGCCGUGAAAGUGUUUCUAUUGCAUUCGAAUGUUUAUCUUCUACAUUGGGUAAAUUUUUUGAACCAUAUGUUAUUGAAGUUUUACCGAUCAUCUUGAAGAGUUUAGGUGACGCUGUUCCGGAAGUUCGUGAUACAACAACAAAUACUGCCAAAGUUAUGAUGCAAAAUACCACAGGUUACGGUGUAAAAAAGUUGAUUCCUUUGGCUAUUGAAAACUUAGAUGAAAUUUCAUGGAGAACAAAGAAAGGGUCAGUUGAAUUGUUAGGUUCUAUGGCUUACCUUGACCCAGCUCAAUUAUCUGCGUCAUUAUCUACAAUUGUUCCAGAAAUUGUUGGUGUUUUGAACGAUUCUCAUAAGGAAGUCCGUAAGGCUGCUGAUGUGUCAUUGAAAAGAUUUGGUGAAGUUAUUCGUAACCCAGAAAUUCAAACAUUAGUUCCUGUUUUGAUUAAGGCUAUUGGUGAUCCAACUAAGCAUACUGAAGAAGCACUCGAUGCAUUAAUCAAAACUCAAUUCGUCCAUUAUAUUGACGGUCCAUCUUUAGCAUUGAUCAUUCAUGUUAUUCAUCGUGGUAUGAAAGAUAGAUCUGCCAACACUAAGAGAAAAGCUUGUCAAAUUGUUGGUAAUAUGGCUAUUCUUGUUGAUACUAAAGAUUUAUUACCAUACUUACAUCAAUUAAUUUCUGAAUUGGAGAUUGCUAUGGUUGAUCCUGUUCCAAAUACAAGGGCUACUGCUGCAAGAGCUUUAGGUGCACUUGUUGAGAAAUUAGGUGAAGAACAAUUCCCAUAUUUGAUCCCACGUUUACUUGACACUUUAUCUGAUGAAACUAAAGCCGGUGAUCGUCUGGGUUCUGCUCAAGCUUUGGCUGAAGUUAUCAAUGGUAUUGGUAUCCGUAAAUUGGAUGAAUUAUUGCCUACUAUCUUGAAAGGUGCAACAAGUACUCGUGCUUCUACUCGUGAAGGUUACUUGCCAUUAUUAUUAUUCAUUCCAGUUUGUUUUGGUUCUCAAUUUGCUCCUUACAUUACCCAAAUCAUUCCAGCUAUUCUUAACGGUCUUGCUGAUACUGAUGAAAGUAUCCGUGGUACUGCAUUGAGAGCAGGUAGAUUAAUUGUCAAAAACUAUGCUAGUAAGGCUAUUGAUCUGUUGUUACCAGAACUUGAAAAGGGUCUAUUGGAUGUCAAUCACCGUAUUCGUCAAUCUUCCGUUGAACUUACUGGUGACUUAUUAUUCCAAGUUACUGGUAUCAGUGGUAAAAACGAACUUGUUGAAGAAGAAAAUGAAUUUUCAGGUGCUCUUAAUACUCAAUUGGUUGAUGUUCUUGGUGUUGAACGUCGUGAUAGAGUUUUGGCAUUGUUAUUCAUUUGUCGUUCAGAUGUUUCAGGUGCUGUCCGUAGUGCCACUAUUGAUAUUUGGAAAUCACUUGUUGCUAAUACACCACGUACAGUUAAAGAAAUUUUACCAACUCUUACAAACAUCAUCAUUCGUCGUUUGGCUAACAGAGAUGAGCAACAACGUCAAAUUGCCGCUCAAACAUUGGGUGAACUGGUUCGUCGUGUUGGUGGUAAUGCAUUACCACAAUUAUUGCCUACAUUACAAGAAUCAGUACAAACAAGUGAUCCAGAUGCUAAACAAGGUGCAUGCAUUGCUGUUCAUGAAUUAAUUGGUUCUAGUAAUGAAGAUUCAAUUUACGAGUAUCAAGAAAUCUUUGUGGACAUUAUUAGAUCAACUCUUGUUGAUCCUUCACCACAAGUUAGAGAAUCUGCUGCUCAAGCAUUUGAUAUUUUCCAAAACACUGUCGGUAAGGUUGCUGUUGAUGAAAUUAUUCCAUACUUGUUGAACUUAUUAGAAUCACCAAACUCUGAAGACGCCUUAGCUGCUCUUCAAGAAAUCAUGACUACAAAAUCAGAAGUUAUUUUCCCAAUUUUGAUUCCUACAUUGUUAGAAUCACCUAUCGAUGCUUUUAGAGCUCGUGCUCUUGGAUCUAUGGCGGAAGUUGCUGGUAAAGCUUUAUAUAAACGUUUAACUACUGUUAUUAACGCUUUAGUUAAAGAAUUGGUCCGUGAAGAUGUUGAUGAUGAAGCUGCUGCUGUUUUGAAAGAAUCAUUUGAUAAGAUCAUUCUUUCAGUCGAAGAUGAUGAAGGUUUACAUCCAUUAUUACAACAAUUACUCGCUUUGAUUAAAGGUGAUGAUCCAAAGAAACGUGCUAUUAUUUAUGAACGUUUGAGCCCAUUCUUCAGUGAAUCUACGCUAGAUUACAGCAUCUAUACACAAGAUUUGAUGACUCAAUCCAUUUUAUCACUUGAUGAUAAAGACCCUGAAGUUGUCAAACAUUCUGUUGUUGCUUUAGCUGCUUUGACUAAGAAACAACCAAAAGAAUCAUUGGAAAGAUUGGUCAAACCAGCAAAACAAGCAUUACAAAUCACUGGUGUUUCAGGUCAAGACUUGUACGGUUUCACUUUACCAAAAGGUGCAAACUCUAUUUUACCUGUUUUCUCCUAUGGUUUAAUGUAUGGUAGUAGUGAUGUUAGAGAAGUCUCUGCAUUGGGUAUUGCCGAUCUUGUUUCCAAAACCCCAGUUGUUCACUUAAGAUUAUUGGUAACUCAAAUUACUGGUCCAUUAAUCAGAGUUGUUGGUGAAAGAUUCCCAAGUGAUGUUAAAGCUGCUAUCUUAUAUGCUUUAAACGUCAUUUUCGAUAAAAUUCCACAAUAUUUACGUGCUUUUAUUCCUCAACUGCAAAGAACUUUUGUCAAAUCAUUAUCAGAUGCUAAUAACGAAACAUUACGUUUGAGAGCUGCUAAAGCCUUAGGUACUUUGAUUGAACAUCAACCAAGAGUUGAUCCAUUAGUAAGUGAAUUAGUUAUGGGUGCAAAGAAUGCUGAAAAUUCAGGUGUUAAAACCGCUAUGUUGAAAGCCUUAUUAGAAGUUAUUACCAAAGCUGGUGAAAAGAUGAGUGAGUCUUCUAAAACUUCCAUUUUGGAUCUUGUUGAAGAUGAAAUUCUUGAAGCUGAUGAUAAAUUAGCUGUUGCAUAUGCCAGAUUAGUCGGUUCUUUAUCGCGUAUCUUAACAGCUGAUGAAGGUUUACAUAUCUUGAAAUCUAAAGUUCUAGACAGUAAAUUUGAUGAUGGUGACUCUUCUAAGUUUGCAAUUCUUACAUUGAACUCAUUCUUGAAGGAUGCACCAGACCAUAUUUUCAACAAUGGUUUAUUACCACAAAUUGUUGCUGCUUUAGUUGACGGUACAAAUUCUACUUCAUCUUAUAUUAGUGAUAAUUCUGUUCUUGCCAUUGGUAAAAUUUUAUUAUUACAAGAUGAAAAGGCUGCUCCAAAAGCUAAACCAGUUUCUGAAGAACCAUUUGAUAUUCCAUUCCCAUUGGUUAGUGAUUUAGUCAAACAAUUGGCCAUCACAACAUUGAAACCAGCUAGUAAUUCAUUAGAUACUAGAAGAUUGUCCUUGACUGUUGUUAGAACUGUUUCAAGACAAAAAGGGUCAAUUUUCAAGGCUCAAUUGGAUGUUAUCGCCCCUUCAGUUUUUGCUUGUGUCAGAGAUGUUAUCAUUCCAAUUAAAUUGGCAGCUGAAAAGGCAUAUUUGGCCUUAUUCAACCUUGUUGAAGAUGAAAAUAUGGAAGGUUUCAAUAAAUGGUUCCAAGAAACAAGUGAAAAGGGUACUACUGUUAAUACUGUCAUUGGUACUACUGUUCAAAUGAGAUCAAUUGGUGAUUACACCAAGAGAGUUGCUGUUAGAUUAGUUGGUGUUGAAAGAGAAAGAAUCGCAGCAGGUGGUGAUGAAGAAACUUUAUACUCAGAUAGAUUUGAAGAUGAAAGAGAAAUCUGGGCAAUCGGUGGUGUUGAUCUUUCGAAUGUUUGA